AUGUCUUCCCGUUUCCCUUCAACACCACUCGCUGAACCACUGCUUUUUGAGUUCAGCCGGAAGAUAGCCCCCAAUCGGUUCUUAAAGGCAGCAAUGACGGAGAAGCUCAGUUCCUGGCAUCCUCAAGAAGAGGAGAUCCGAGGCAUACCCUCCCCCGAGAUUCACAAUGUGUACCAGCGAUGGGGGGAAGGGAAUCUUGGACACAUUCUGACGGGCAACAUUAUGUUGGCAUACGACCAGCUUGAAGCGCCUGGCAAUCUCAUUAUUCCCACUGAUGCUCCGUUCGACGGACCAAGGUUUGAUGCGUUCGCAAAACUGGCUACUGUCGCCAAGGCAUAUGGCAGUCUCAUCACCGGGCAGGUCACGCACCCGGGACGACAAGUCGACCGAAGAAUCCAACCUCAACCUCUCUCCGCGAGCGACGUUCAACUCGAAGGCAGAGUUCUCGGCAUCGAGUUUGCGAAGCCACAUCCUGCUUCCCAGGAAGAGCUGGAUGAAGUUGUACGCAGCUUCACGUUUGCAGCGUCUUACCUAGACCGGGCUGGGUUUGACGGAAUUGAACUGCAAGGUGCCCACGGUUAUUUGCUAUCGCAGUUUCUAUCGCGAAGCACAAACCUCCGGACCGAUGACUACGGAGGCAGCCUAAGAAAUCGUGCUCGCCUAAUCAUGGACAUCGCCCGCUCCAUUCGGGCAAAUACACCAGCAGGAUUCAUCAUGGGUAUCAAAAUCAACAGCGUCGAAUUUCAGUCCAACGGGUUCACAGUGGAUGAGGCAAGAGAGCUCUGCAGCAUGCUUGAAGAGGCAACGUUUGACUUUGUCGAACUGAGCGGCGGAACCUACCAGUCCAUGGCAUUCAAGCAUGAACGCGAGUCGACAAGGAAGAGGGAGGCAUUCUUUCUAGACUUUGCAGACAUGAUUGUCUCACAAUUACGGAAGACGAAAACUUACGUCACUGGAGGCUUUAAAACGUUGGGCGGGAUGCUAGAGGCAUUGAAAACAGUUGACGGUGUUGGUGUUGGUCGAGCGGUCUGCCAGGAAUUCAGUUUAGCUAAAGAUAUGCUAAGCGGUAGCAUCUCCGCUGCUGUCAACCAAAAGGCAGCCAGAUACGACAGGUUGGCAAAGGGAAAGAGCCGAUUGACAUGA
Fusarium redolens is the source of this 1143-nucleotide messenger RNA. RefSeq lists its product as uncharacterized. Lineage: Eukaryota; Fungi; Ascomycota; Sordariomycetes; Hypocreales; Nectriaceae. Gene Ontology annotation, molecular function: oxidoreductase activity; FMN binding. The coding region runs from base 1 to 1143 and encodes 380 amino acids. The transcript has 2 exons. The record is from RefSeq and is a predicted model, not a curated record.